Brassica napus (rape) is the source of this 696-nucleotide messenger RNA. RefSeq names its product NAC domain-containing protein 6-like. Gene Ontology annotation, biological process: regulation of DNA-templated transcription. Gene Ontology annotation, molecular function: DNA binding. The coding region runs from base 1 to 696 and encodes 231 amino acids. NCBI's taxonomy places the organism in Eukaryota, Viridiplantae, Streptophyta, Magnoliopsida, Brassicales, Brassicaceae. The transcript has a single exon. The record is from RefSeq and is a predicted model, not a curated record.
AUGAAGAACGUUUACGAUAAGGAGCCAUGGUUGCUGGACCAUACCAAUCAUCCUUUGUUCAGGAAGAACGAGUGGUAUUAUUUCGUGACAAGGACUCAAGUGUCAGUGAAGAACAUCGGUCGUGGUAGGAACUCAAAGCGGAGAAUCGCCGGGGACAACGAUGGUGGGAGUUGGAAGCCUAACGCUAAAAAAUAUAUUGAGGACGAAGAAAAAGAGAAGACCAUAAUAGGGAAAAAGCAAACUCUAAAGUUCACUAAAAGCGACAACAAUAAGAGGCAGAAGACAGGAGACGGUACUUCUGCUGCCGUUCCUGGGAGCAAUAGUAGCUGGAUUAUGUACGAGUAUUCGCUACCGGACGAAAAUACGUUUCAAGAACUGGUCCUGUGCAAGAUUCGCAAGAUUAGCAAUUCUAAGGAUGAAGAAGUUGAAGCCGUGGAGGUGACACAUGACGCAGAAGAAGAUGGGACUGGAGAGCUCGUUGAAAGAUUCACAAGAACGGGAUUGGAUGAUCAACAAACAACGGAGAAAGAUGAUCAACAAGAGCCACCAAUGUACGCUCUUUCUCAAUCUAGUGAUCCUCCAGCUAGUCUUGGCGAUAAAUCUCUACCAAUAGAAGUGGAUGAGGAUGAAGAUGAAGAACAAGUGAUGAACCAAGAGCUUGAACAACAUCUUUUCAAGUCCACCGAGAGCUUUUAG